CGUCAGCAGGCCACGUCACCAGGACACGGCAGCAGUGCCACGUCCGCAACCAGUCAUGCAGCAGCAGGUCACGUCAGUGCAUGGUACUCACCCGCUCCAAGACAAGCGGCAUGGAGCAGCAGCCAGGCGAGACUACGGAGGCCUAUGAGGCCCGCAUGCUGGACAUAGUAGCAAAGUACAAGCAACGGGCAGCUGUGGCAACAUCCGCACGUAAGAAGGAAGACGAGGAAACAGAGGAACAGCGUCGUCUCGCUGAACAGCAGCGACAGUGGGAUGAGGCAACAGUGCAGGCCGCAAACGAACGUCGUCGACUACGCCGAGACAAACUCCUCGAAUGCGAGGGGGAUAUCGAGGUGAUGGUCGGCGAAUGGGCAGUGGCUGCUGAAGAGGAGGGUGCCCCCUCUGUUGUGCGUGGCCUUGCAACCACAAUCGAACAUGUGAGCGGCUUGGUCGCCACCUGUGCAGCACAGCAAGAGGACAUCCUCUACAUGGACACCCUGGUCCGGAAGCAGAUUCGAACUAUUGAUGAACUGCUUGACCGGGUACGCCGGCUGGAACAGCAGCUUGCAACAGCCACCCCCGUCGGACCCUCCAACUUGACGGAUCGCGUCGUCUCGGAGAUCGACGUCGAGACUCUCAAAGACGACGCUCUAACGACAAAUCAGCGAUUUGACCAGCAGAUUUGCGCUGCUGCAGCCAGUCCAACCGCGACCAAUCGCGAGAGCAUUCUGAAGUUUGAUGGCCUCCCGAUCUUCUGCGAUGCAAUGAAGGUGUCGCCAGUUCGAACUGAAGUUGGACAUUCACCAUGUCAUCAACCCGAACCGGCACGCAUACUUAUACUCCCGCUCGGGAGGCGCGUGCCAGGCAUGGCUGGACAACAUGUUGUUCACGCAUAAGGUCACAGUCUCCUAGCUGCAUACGAAGAUCAGCUAGGCUGAUCUCAAGGCAGCAUGGCAUAA
Messenger RNA from Chara braunii, 959 nucleotides. The record is from the annotation of a GenBank genome assembly. Lineage: Eukaryota; Viridiplantae; Streptophyta; Charophyceae; Charales; Characeae.